Chelmon rostratus (copperband butterflyfish) is the source of this 1057-nucleotide messenger RNA. RefSeq names its product ankyrin repeat and SOCS box containing 13a, tandem duplicate 1 (gene asb13a.1). The record is from RefSeq and is a predicted model, not a curated record. Lineage: Eukaryota; Metazoa; Chordata; Actinopteri; Chaetodontiformes; Chaetodontidae. Gene Ontology annotation, biological process: intracellular signal transduction; protein ubiquitination; positive regulation of protein catabolic process. Gene Ontology annotation, molecular function: protein binding. Bases 54 to 917 code for a protein of 287 amino acids. The transcript has 6 exons.
GUGAGCUGCCUGCUUCUGCCUGAGCCCAGCACGAAGUGUUUUACCGGUAAAACAUGGAAAUGACACCUGCACGCCGUUCGUUUCUUUGCGAUACCGGUUUGUGGGCAGACCGGACUGCCCUGCAUGAAGCAGCGUCCCACGGCAGGGCCCUGCAGCUGAAACAGCUGAUAGAAAGUGGAGCAUCCGUCAACAUGGUGACGGUGGACAACAUCACUCCGCUUCAUGAAGCCUGCAUACAAGCUCGUCCGAACUGUGCCCGGCUGCUGCUGGAAGCUGGAGCCCAGGUGGAUGUAAGGACCAUCCAUGGCAGCACUCCUCUGUGUAACGCCUGUGCUUCUGGCAGCCUGGAGUGUGCCAAGAUGCUUUUAGAGUACGGAGCUAAAGUCAACCCCUCCCUCACAGCUCUCACCGCCUCGCCCCUCCACGAGGCCUGCAUACAAGGUAAUGUUGAAGUGGUGAAGUUGAUGAUAGCCAGUGGUGCCAAGCUCGAGGCAUAUGAUGUCCACUUCGGUCCACCCCUCCACAUCGCAUGUGCCAAAGGACACAUUGCCUGUGUCAAGGAGGUGCUUAAUGCAGGUGCCAAAGUUAAUUCAGUCAAGUUCCACGAGACAGCUUUGCACCACGCAGCACGAGUCAACAUGGUGGACAUGGUCGAGCUGCUGGUGGAGUUUGGAGCCAAUGUCUACGCCAGUGACAACAUGGGUAGAAAGCCUGUAGACUACACAACACCUGCGUCUCCCGCUCACACCUGCCUCACCUUUUAUGAAAGUAAUCCCCUGAGCCUGCAGCAGCUUUGUAGAAUCGCUGUGAGGAUGAUGCUGGGUGCCAGAGCCUCAGAGGUCAUAGGUCAGCUGGACAUAUCCCACCGCAUCCACAGCUACCUCCAGUACUGUGACCAUCCCACAUCACUGGAGUGAAUGGAUUUCUAAACCUGUGUGAGAGACUCAUGUUUGAUUUUAAAUCCAACACCUCUAACAAGGAGCAUCAUGGACAGCAUAUCUAUAUAUAAUUUAAAAUAUGUUAUGUUUCCACCAUAUUUCUGGAAGGCAUGUCAUGU